AUGGCGGCAGGCUACAAUGAGCGGAAAUCAAAAGCUAACGUGACAGUUGAUUGGAUGGCGUACCAAGGGGCUCCAGUGGGUGGUGUUGCCGGGGAAGUACGGAUAUCACAAUGGUGGACUGGGACGACUUGUAAAUCUGUCAAUUUUCCAUCGGGAAAGUUUUCAGUGACACCUUCAGUGUUUGUUACCGCAGCGCACUAUCGUGCAGGACUCAAGCGUGACGCUGCGAGUGUGUGGAUUGAAGACGUCACGCAAUCCUCGUUUAAAGUUUGUUUGAGAGAGCUUCAGAACUACGCAGGAUCUCACGACGAUGUUUAUGCUGUAAGUGUCUACACCUUUUUUAUGUACCAAACAUUAGAAAUUAGCAGUUUUAGGUUCUGGGCUCCACAGCAACCAAACAACUGGAACAACGGAGACUGUGUGCACACUCUUGGCGUGAGGCAUGGAUACACUUGGAAUGACGUGCCAUGCGAUAAAUGCUUCAACUUUACUUGCUUUACAGAUUUGGAGGAAUGCUCCACCAACACUCAUAACUGUGACGUGAAUGCAGAUUGUGUGAAUACCGUGGGCUCAUAUUCCUGUAAGUGUAGAGCUGGAUAUACCGGAGACGGACAAACUUGUAAUGACAUAGAUGAGUGCUCUUCAAACUCUCAUAACUGUAAUGCGAAUGCUGUUUGUAACAAUACUCGUGGAUCUUACACUUGCGCGUGCAAACCUGGAUACUCAGGAGAUGGCAAAAAUUGCACUGAUAUCGAUGAGUGUGUCAGCGGUGUACACGACUGCCACCGUUCAGCUUCAUGUACUAACACUGUAGGAUCCUACACAUGUACGUGUAACCAUCCUUUAUCAGGAGACGGAAAAACCUGCAGGUACACCGCUGCAGCGGGUGUUAACUAUUCCAGCAUUGUGGGAAACAGCCAGAAUUUUUUGACACGGCUGGAUAAAUGGUUAAAGCCUGUGACUCGCCAAUCUUCUUACUGGAAUCGCUGUUACCAGGCAACUGUUAAUGGCUGGUCUUCCUCUACCUUCCAUUCAAAGUGUGACGGCAAAGGUCCAACUAUCACAAUCAUCCGCGUUGGGAAAUAUAUUUUUGGAGGAUACACAAGUGUGUCAUGGAGUUACGGUUGUUCAUGGCACUACGAUUCAGCAGCCUUUCUCUUCUCAUUGGUUAACAAGCCAGGUUGGCAGCCACUAAAGCUAGACCAAACAGGAAUGUAUAGUUACCGGAGAACCUAUUCCAUCUUCAGCUGCUCCGAUCGUGGACCAUCAUUUGGACAAGCACACGACAUUUACAUUGCCAGCAACGCUGGAUCAAACACCAAUUCUUACGCCUCAGGCCUUGGAUACACCUACAGCCCGCCAGCUGGCAACAGCUAUGGAUCCUCCUUCACACAAUCUUUCCUGGCAGGUACUCCCUCCUUCCGACCUGACGAAGUCGAAGUCUUCUAUGAAACUAAAAUUAGCAGUUUUAGGUUCUGGGCUCCAAAGCAACCAAACAACUGGAACAACGAAGACUGUGUGCACACUCUUGGCGUGAGGCAUGGAUAUACUUGGAAUGACGUGCCAUGCAAUAACUGCUUCAACUUUACUUGUUCUACAGACCUGGAUGAGUGCACUACCAACACUCAUAACUGUGACGUGAAUGCAGAUUGUGUGAAUACCGUGGGCUCAUAUUCCUGUAAGUGUAGAGCUGGAUAUACCGGAGACGGACAAACUUGCAAUGACAUAGACGAGUGCUCUUCAAACUCUCAUAGCUGUGAUGUGAAUGCUGUUUGUAACAAUACUCGUGGAUCUUACACUUGCGCGUGUAAACUUGGAUAUUCAGGAGAUGGCAAAAAUUGCACUGACAUAGACGAGUGCUCUUCAAACUCUCAUAGCUGUGAUGUGAAUGGCGUUUGUAACAAUACUCGUGGAUCUUACACUUGCGCGUGCAAACCUGGAUACUCAGGCGAUGGCAAAAAUUGCACUGACAUAGACGAGUGCUCUUCAAACUCUCAUAGCUGUGAUGUGAAUGCUGUUUGUAACAAUACUCGUGGAUCUUACACUUGCGCGUGUAAACCUGGAUAUUCAGGCGAUGGCAAAAAUUGCACUGAUAUCGAUGAGUGCGUCAGCGGUGUACACGACUGCCACCGUUCAGCUUCAUGUACAAACACUGUAGGAUCCUACACAUGUACAUGUAACCAUCCUUUAUCAGGAGAUGGAAAAACCUGCAGGUACACCGCGGCAGCGGGUCUUAAAUAUUCCAGCAUUGUGGGAAACAGCCAGAAUUUUUUGACAUGGCUGGACAAAUGGUUAAAGCCUGUGACUCGCCAAUCUUCUUACUGGAAUCGCUGUUACCAGGCAACUGUGAACGGCUGGUCAUCCUCUACCUUCCAUUCAAAGUGUGACGGCAAAGGUCCAUCCGUCACAAUCAUUCGUGUUGGAAAACAUAUUUUUGGAGGAUACACAAGUCUCUCAUGGAGCUCCAGUUGUUCAUAUCACUACGAUUCAGCAGCCUUUCUCUUCUCAUUGGUUAACAAGCCUGGUUGGCAGCCACUAAAGCUAAAUCAAAGAGGACAGUAUAGUUAUCAGAGAAAACAUUCCAUCUACAGCUGCUCUGAUCGUGGACCAUCAUUUGGACAAGGACACGAUAUUUACAUUGCCAACAACGCUGCAUCAAACACCAACUCUCACGCUUUAGACCUUGGAUACACCUACAGCCCGCCACCUGACAACAGCUAUGGAUCCCCCUUUACACAAUCAUUCCUGGCGGGUAGUUACUACUUCCGACCUGACGAAGUCGAAGUCUUCUAUGAAACUACUUGAAGAAAUCGCGGAGCUUGGAGUCUUAGUUUUACACGCCCUGUUCAGUAAAAUUAAACCUUUGCAAAUAUAUUUAAGCAAUAGACCACAAG
This is a messenger RNA of Orbicella faveolata, 2894 nucleotides long. RefSeq lists its product as uncharacterized. Gene Ontology annotation, molecular function: carbohydrate binding; calcium ion binding; protein binding. NCBI's taxonomy places the organism in Eukaryota, Metazoa, Cnidaria, Anthozoa, Scleractinia, Merulinidae. Gene Ontology annotation, biological process: cell adhesion. The record is from RefSeq and is a predicted model, not a curated record.